This is a messenger RNA of Microtus oregoni (creeping vole), 1242 nucleotides long. Its product is annotated as LON peptidase N-terminal domain and RING finger protein 3-like. The record is from RefSeq and is a predicted model, not a curated record. Bases 1 to 1242 code for a protein of 413 amino acids. NCBI's taxonomy places the organism in Eukaryota, Metazoa, Chordata, Mammalia, Rodentia, Cricetidae. The transcript is spliced from 9 exons.
AUGGCGACGAAUGAUGGCAAGGGUGAGAGGAAGUAUCCGGAAAGUCCAGAGCUUCCACACUGUUCAAGUCAGGAGGAAGCAGCAGCUCAGGGAGAAAGCAGCAGCCUGAAGAACUCAGCUCAAGUAAAGGUGGGGAGUCAGGAGGACAAUGGAAAAGAUCAGGAAGAAGAGAAGCUCAAUACUGCCUCCAUCAGGACCGGCAAAUGCAAGGAAAAGAAAAGGAACCAUUGCCAAGUUGAUGAAAACCAAGAAGACCUGGACGUGCCUAAUAAAGUCCCCAGACAAGAUCACCCUGCUGAUGAGGGGGCCAAACCUGAUCUCAGUAUUCCACUUACAUCCCUUGAUGCGACUGACCUUGAAUGCUCACUGUGUAUGAGAUUAUUCUAUGAGCCAGUCACAACAACUUGUGGGCAUACCUUUUGCAUGAAGUGUCUUGAGAGAUGCCUAGAUCAUAACGCGAAGUGUCCACUGUGCAAAGAUUCUCUUUUCCAGGGCUUUCAAUCAAGAAAGUACAGCAAGAACAUAAUAAUGGAAGAACUAAUAGCUAAAUUCCUGCCAGAAGAACUCAGGGAACGAAAGCGCCUUCAUGAAGAGGAAAUGGAAGAACUUUCUAACUUAACUAAGAAUGUGCCUAUUUUCGUUUGCACCAUGGCCUAUCCCACUGUCCCUUGUCCCCUGCAUAUCUUUGAGCCUUGUUAUCGCCUGAUGAUUCGGAGAUGUAUUGAGACAGGCACAAAACAGUUUGGCAUGUGCCUUGGAGAUCCUGUCAGAGGCUUUGCAGAAUACGGCUGCAUGCUAGAAAUCAGAAAUGUCCAAUUCUUUGCUGAUGGCCGAUCGGUGGUUGACAGCAUAGGCAAGAGGCGCUUCAAGGUGCUCAAUCAGGGCCAGCGGGAUGGCUACAACACAGCUGAUAUUGAAUACAUUGAAGAUCAAAAGGUUGAGGGAGAAGACCGUGCUGAACUCAUGGGGCUGCAUAACUGUGUGUAUGAGCAAGCCUCCUCGUGGUUUCAUUCGCUCAAAACAUCGCUCAAGAAUCGGAUACUAAAUCACUUUGGUCCAAUGCCAGAGAAAGAUGAAGAUCCCCAGGUUAAUCCGAACGGUCCAGCCUGGUGCUGGUGGACAUUAGCCGUUCUUCCCCUGGAAACCAGAGCUCAGCUCCCCUUCCUAGCAAUGAAGUCCCUAAAGGAUAGACUGAAUGGUAUUCGGCGAAUCCUGGCCUUUAUAGCCAGAAACCAAAAUUAG